Molecule: messenger RNA, 1119 nt
Organism: Exaiptasia diaphana
Lineage: Eukaryota; Metazoa; Cnidaria; Anthozoa; Actiniaria; Aiptasiidae
Product: somatostatin receptor type 4-like
Exons: 1
Coding region: 1-1119 (372 amino acids)
Biological process (GO): G protein-coupled receptor signaling pathway
Cellular component (GO): membrane
Molecular function (GO): G protein-coupled receptor activity
Source: RefSeq, a predicted model, not a curated record
AUGACACUCGCUUCUAACGUCUCUAACGUCAGUUCGAUAAACACGUAUUGCAAGUAUUGGGAACCAGACACUGAUCUUGAGAAAAUUGCUAAACGYACUGCCUAUGUAYUUCUUAUUAUUUUGGGGAUUUCUUUSAACAUCUUCGUCAUCAUACUCGCUGCUAARUACACAGURCGYAAGGGACUGCAUCRUUGGAUCAUCAACAUGGCCGUCUCAGAUGCACUAAGUCUGUUAACAAUGUUAUURGAAGGAAUUCCAUGGCUGUCUGGCUAUAAAUGGAGCUUAUCAGAUCUCAGCGGUACACUGGGUGUCAUAUUGUGUAAAGGUAUAACAYAUCUGUUGUACGCCUUAUUUCAAGUAACACUAUUUACUCUAUUAUCCAUCAGUAUUCAAAGAUUCAAGGCAACAAGUGAAACCUUGCAAAGAACCAGGCCGUCCGCACUGAAUCAAGGCAUAGCAAUUGCUUUCUCCUGGUUGAUUCCCAUGAUAAGCUCCGCCAUUUACGCGARUAUURCAAAGCUUAAGGGCAGCACUUGUGCAAUAUUUUUGAGCGAAAUACCGAAUCACAACCGAAUCUUUUUAAUCGUUCUCCUAUUUYAUGAAGCUUUUCUAGCUAUUGUCAUUGUUACAAUAUUCGCUCUUGGAAUUCUAACAAUAAGACGGCUGACCAAACCACAAAGAAUCCAUAACCACCUAAGCGACGAACAACGACAAUUACGAGCACGUCGAAUUCAWGCAGCCGUAAGAAUGGUUSUCGCYUCUGCAUUGCUGUAUKCAUGUUGCUGGGGUCCCUUACGCAUUUGCAACGCUGUGCAGUGUGUUCUCGUUAUAAUCCGUUCACAUGUACCACGUGGCUGCGUUGAUUGGAAAUCAUUAGGGUACAUUAUUGGAAAUAUCCUACCUAUUGUUAACUCCUGUUUGAGUCCUUGUAUCUAUGUAAUAUUUCUGUCUGAUUUUCGGGCAGCAAUGAGGAAAGUGUUAUGCCAAAGACAGACRACAAACCCGGCACCAAAUAACCCCGUCGAACUGCAACCGAGAAAUCCGGUGUCUGAUGGGAGAACAGCGCGGAAUAGAAGGUCUGAUGGAGAGAUCAAUGCAUUUGGACCAACAGAUUCGUAA